Amphiprion ocellaris (clown anemonefish) is the source of this 2769-nucleotide messenger RNA. RefSeq names its product coxsackievirus and adenovirus receptor homolog. Gene Ontology annotation, biological process: cellular response to lipopolysaccharide; positive regulation of T cell proliferation; immune response. The record is from RefSeq and is a predicted model, not a curated record. Lineage: Eukaryota; Metazoa; Chordata; Actinopteri; Pomacentridae. The transcript has 4 exons. Gene Ontology annotation, cellular component: external side of plasma membrane. The coding region runs from base 399 to 1085 and encodes 228 amino acids.
ACAUUAUGUCAGUAAACUGUUUUACUGUCUUUUUAAAAACUUCUUUAAAACUCUUUUUUUUUUGGCCAUUUCCAUCCACAAGAAACCUGUUGGUCAAAAUAAAAUUCACUAAAAAAUUAAAAUGCAUCAUGAGUGUGAAGAAUUUUGCAGUUGACUGUGAUAAAAGUCACUAAUGCAUGUUUUUAAAUCAGCAUACCAAUAAUAAACUGCAUUUUUUUGUCUGCAGUUUGACAGAUGAACCAGCUGAUGUCUCCACAGUACAACCAGCGCUUCACUUCCUCAUAUUAUAUAAAUACAAGCAGCUUCCAUCAGCUGGAGUCUUUAGUGGACGUUCAGCCUUCAGCUAAGCAGCUUCCUUUGGUUCUAGUGGAUCAUUAAUUAAUGCUUCUGCUGGUUUCAUGGUGUGCAGCUCAGGAGUCACUGAUGGAAACAUCUGGAUUGGAGACAAGGAUGUAGGAGACAAGGAUGGAGGAGACAAGGAUGGAAUCAGGGCAGAUCUUCAGGUUGAUGUGAAACCUGGAGAAGAUGCUCUGCUUCCAUGCAGGGCUGCUGGAGAUGCUGACCUCGGAGUGGCCGAGUGGCGACGAGCAGACAAAAGAAGAAGUCUAGCUGACAUCUUGGUCAUCCGAGAUGGAAAGAAACUCCCUGACCAGCAUCCAUCUGUUCAUGGCCGAGUGAAGCUGAAAGAUCCUGAGAUGAAGAGCAGAGAUGUUUCUGUGAUUCUGAAGAAUGUCACCAUCAAUGACACUGGAACGUACGAGUGUCGCAUCAAAACAGACAGAACCAUCGGAAGCCCACCUGAGCUUGUCAACAUCAUCGAGCUGAGAGUAAAAGACUCAGGUCAGACUGAAGACUCUGAAGAUGAUGGAACGAAGCAUGAAGGACCCAAGAAUGAAGGAACCGAGGAUGAAGGACUCAGUGACCUAACAGCGGUGUUCAAAGUGUUCAUUAUUCUGGCUGGGCUUGCCUUUGUUAUAGUCCUUGUUAUCCGGUAUUCGGAAUUGUUUGUGGCAUUCUGGGAGAUUGCCAGGAGGCCUGCAGCGGCACUGAACUCAUGGAGGAUCUUCCUGUUUAAGUUGUGGUGAAGAAUCCAACAUCUUUGACCACAACGUUACCUCCAAGAGCACCAAAACAAACAGUAGCUACAGGACAGAACUCUAGUUCUAUGGCAGAAGCAGUCAAAUGAGGGUUUCUUAGUUCAUACGGUGAAUUUUAUGUUGUUGAUUGAGAUGUUAGAAAGGAGAAGACUGCUGCUGGACAGAACAACAGUAUCUCAGGGCAUCUCAGAGGUACCGACCCUGCAGCAGGUAGUUUCCUCCCCUGUAAAAGAACAGCCCUGAACCAGGUUCUACAGGGACCGUUAACUAUGGUAGUUUAAGCGUCGUGGGUCUUUGGGGUCCAUAAAAGAAUCUCUCCGGACACAUUCUGUAUCUUUUCAUAACUUUUAGUCCGCUCUAGCCACCGGCUCCUGCUCUCCCUCUUCUCUUCUUCUCUCUCCUACAUCAACCCUCUGCUACCUCCACAGCGCCCCCUAACCUCACUGUCACUUCUGUAUGCUCACAUACUGCAUGUGCAACCAACAGCACAAACAUGAUGAAGAAUAAAUGUCUCCAACAUUACAAUAUUUGUCUAACGUAUUAAUUACAUAUUAAUUUUCAUUCUAACAGUAGCGUCAACGGAAAGUGAACAUCGCAUUGGUUUAGGGGUGUAACGGUACGUAUGUCAGUAAGUCCAGGACGUUUAGUUCGACACCUCCUGAGACACAAACUCUACAGCUUCCAGCAAGAACAUUGUUGUUUUGGCAGAGCACCAGUUGUUGUGUAUUAGCUGUAACAUGCUAACAGGAUUAGCCACCAAAGCUGCAGACAUCAGGCUGUUGUCUGCUGCAGGAGCUUGCAGGUUGUUGAAACACUGAACUUUUGUGCAUGUUCCAACCACAGGAGCCUUCCCUGUAGAACCCCUUUGAUAAAUAAUCUUCUGCAGGGGAGGUACUGCAUCUCUAUCAAUCACUUCUAUGCUGGGCUCAAAGAUAAGUCCCGUUUUUCUGUAGCCAUCAGAUCUUGUCACCAUCAGCAAUGUAUAAUUCUCCAUGUAGACUAACAUUACGACCCCCCAUUGUUCUGUUUCCUACAAUAAUGUCCUGAAACUUGAAAUCGUUUGGGUGAACUCAGAGUUACAUCGUGGAUCUUCCACCACAGUGCUGUCUUCAAACAGAAGUGCUUAAAGGGUUGAUUUCAUGUUUGAUCCUGUAAACACCACCUUGCUGCACUGUUUGGGAUAUUUUAUGGCUGUUGUUUUUUUUAAAUCCCUGAGAGGACGAUGGUGAUUUCAGGUAAACUUGACUGGACAGAUAACACUGACUCUCUGUAUAAGAAGGGUCAGUGUCAUCUAUACCUGCUGAGGAGACUCCCAUCAUUUGGUGUGAGCAGGCCUCUGUUAACUUCAACAUUAACUGCCUUAUUGAACCUGUUACAUGUUGGACUUUCUAUUGUGGUAUUGUGCCUAAGUAUUGUGAAAUUAUGUCUGCUUUCAUUUCCUGUCAUAUUUAAUAAUAAACUAAUGUCAGUACCUAAUAUUAAAGCAGAAGUGGUCAGAGGCUGUUCAACAGACCAGCUGAUGUCUGUUCUUUGAAUUAUUGUGUACAUGAGAAAACCAGGAUUGUGUAUCAGCUUGUAUCAUGUUUUGACCUCUGAAUACACUCAAUAUGAAAAUAGGUUCACUCUGCAUUUCUCUGUCUGAAUAAAUAAAACAAAGAAAAGUGUUGUUUCA